Molecule: messenger RNA, 651 nt
Organism: Boleophthalmus pectinirostris (great blue-spotted mudskipper)
Lineage: Eukaryota; Metazoa; Chordata; Actinopteri; Gobiiformes; Gobiidae
Gene: alkal1
Product: ALK and LTK ligand 1
Exons: 5
Coding region: 1-471 (156 amino acids)
Biological process (GO): positive regulation of ERK5 cascade; positive regulation of ERK1 and ERK2 cascade
Molecular function (GO): receptor signaling protein tyrosine kinase activator activity; receptor tyrosine kinase binding
Source: RefSeq, a predicted model, not a curated record
AUGCAGGUGAAGAAGAAAUGGCAUAUAUUGACUCUCUUCCUUUUGCUUAUAACCUCGAGCCAGUGCAUGGACAGCAAGGAGGUCAAGCAGAAAGAGAGACGGACCCUUUUGGACCUAAUCUUACAGGUUAUAAGAGAUAGCCAGCAGCAGCGAGACAAAGGCGUCUCCAAACGCUGCAGCAGUGGACUUUACACUGCACCCCAAGACAUGAAGUUCUCCUCCCGCGAAAAGCCUUUCUAUGUUCCUAGGCUGGAUAACAGUAGACUCAUAGAAAUUGUUCCUAGAGAUAUAAAUAUGAAAGGCAAAUUCAUUCAACACUUUACAGGACCAGUCAAGUUCUCUUCGGAGUGCAGAACACAUUUCCACAGACUUUAUCACAACACAAGGGAUUGCUCAACACCAGCAUUUUACAAAAGAUGUGCAAGAUUACUAACGCGGCUAGCAAUGAGCCCACUCUGCAUGCAAUCAUAGAAGUUGCAUAUUCCAUUUUACAGAAGAGGGAUCAAUGUGUUGCCAAGAAAAGUGCCUUCAAAUCCACGACAUUACUACCAUUGUCCAAUAGUGUUUCUAUUUUCUACUUUCUGAAAAUACUUGUUUUUGUGUGGAUUUUUUUUAUUUUAUGUACCAUUUAAUUUUAAGAUAAUUUAAUAU